UGGCAAUCUUGGUACAUAUUCUAACCCAACCUUUAGUCGGUUUGUUUACGUUGCUGUUUAAUCAAAAUAACUUAUUAAAAAAUCCUUUAUAAUGGCGAAUAUGGUGCAUUGUCAGCUCUGGAUGGGCAGCCUUGAACCGUAUAUGACAGAAACAUUCAUAUUGACAGCGUUCCGUAAAAUGGGCGAAAACCCAUUGAAUGUGAAAGUAAUGCGUAAUAAAUUCACGGGGGAACCUGCAGGGUAUUGUUUCGUGCACUUUGCCACAGAUGAGGAGGCUAUAGAUGCAAUGCAUAAAUUAAAUUCAAAGCCGAUACCUGGCACUUCACCCAUGGUGAGGUUUAGGUUAAAUAACGCCAGUAACACAGGUAGAACGUUAUUGGACAGAGAGUUUUCUGUGUGGGUGGGCGAUUUAAGCCCUGAUGUAGAUGACUAUAAUUUGUAUAGAGUGUUUUCAUCAAAGUAUAACACAAUUAAGACUGCUAAAGUUAUUUUGGAUAACAGCGGGUUCAGUAAGGGGUAUGGGUUUGUUCGUUUUGGAAGUGAGGAUGAAAUGAAGGAUAGUUUGACUAUGAUGAAUGGUUACAUUGGUUUGGGAACAAAGGCCUUAAAAAUAUGUAAUGCAGUUCCUAAACCUAAAGGUGCUUUAGGCACUACAGGCAGUACAACUCCAACUACAAGCACUUUAACUAGUUCUACCACAGAUUACAGUCAGUAUUAUGAUCCUACGACGUAUUGGCAGAACUAUGCCAAUUGGCAAACAGCUGGCUAUUAUGAUCAGAGUGGUGAAGCUCAAACAGCUGAAGGUUUUAUGGCAGCUGCAGCCGAAAUUAAAAAGGAUGAUGACUUAGAAUUAAUAGAUCAUUCUGUGCCUAUUGACAUUGAUAAGUUAAAUAGAGAAAAAAUUGAUCAAGAUUGCAAUUUAUGGGAUGCCAUAGAGAGUUCAAAAUGGUUACCUUAUGAAGCUUUGGAAGUUAUUUAGAUUUUAAUAUUUUGUGUGUAAUUUUAAUAAUAAAACAUUUUCAUUCAUAA
Messenger RNA from Brassicogethes aeneus, 1029 nucleotides. The record is from the annotation of a GenBank genome assembly. Lineage: Eukaryota; Metazoa; Arthropoda; Insecta; Coleoptera; Nitidulidae.